Ceratitis capitata (Mediterranean fruit fly) is the source of this 1989-nucleotide messenger RNA. It is a transcript of the gene wg, whose product is annotated as protein wingless. The record is from RefSeq and is a predicted model, not a curated record. Gene Ontology annotation, cellular component: extracellular region. Gene Ontology annotation, molecular function: frizzled binding; cytokine activity. The coding region runs from base 516 to 1904 and encodes 462 amino acids. The transcript has 5 exons. NCBI's taxonomy places the organism in Eukaryota, Metazoa, Arthropoda, Insecta, Diptera, Tephritidae. Gene Ontology annotation, biological process: canonical Wnt signaling pathway; neuron differentiation; multicellular organism development.
UUUGGCGAUAGCAUUGAAUCGGGUAACAGUAUUGUUCGUACUGAUAAAUAAUUUGGCAUUCAUUUUGAAAUUUUUAAAAGAAAUUUAAUGCGCGUUUUAAGCCAAUCAUAAAUUAGUUUACUAAUCUAAAAUAGCAGUAAUUGUUAUUUAUAUUAUGUACACGUAUACGUACAUACAUAUAUAUAUGAUGUACGAAUCAAUGCUCGUCACAUACGUUGAAUGAUCUAAUUAUAUUUUAUACGCAAUCAGAUCACGUGUGAAAAUUGUAAAAUUUUGUGAGUGUGAAUAUUAUCAAAAUUUAAAUCUACAUACUACCUACUAUGGAUUGGCACGGAACAAGUGUUGUGUAAUUAGCAUUACUCAAAAAAGUAAUUGUAAAUAGUGGAAGAUUGUAAAUAGUAUACAAAUAAAAGCGUCUCAUAUCAAUGGUGUGAAUGUUUGGCUAACGAAGCUAGCUAAACUAGAAACAACUUUCAUUUUAACUAAAACACUAAGAUACAAACAUAAUUGGAACAAUGGAUUUAUCAACAAUGCUCUACGUAUAUUUACUAGUAAUGUGUACGUACGCAACAACGGAGAGUAAACCGAAACCUGGACGUGGAAGAGGAUCCAUGUGGUGGGGAAUAGCUAAAGUGGGGGAACCAAACAAUAUAUCACCACUUAGUUCUGGUAUUAUGUACAUGGAUCCAGCUAUACAUUCCACACUACGAAGAAAACAACGACGUCUAGUUCGUGACAACCCUGGCGUUUUAAGUGCUCUUGUGAAAGGAGCGAAUCUUGCCAUAAGUGAAUGCCAGCAUCAGUUCCGAAAUCGACGCUGGAAUUGUUCAACUAGGAACUUUUUACGUGGGAAAAAUUUAUUUGGAAAAAUUGUCGAUCGAGGUUGUCGUGAGACUGGCUUUAUUUAUGCCAUCACCAGUGCCGCUGUCACACAUUCGAUUGCUCGAGCCUGCAGUGAAGGCUCCAUUGAAUCGUGCACCUGUGAUUAUAGCCAUCAGUCGCGAUCGCCGCAAACAAGCCACCAAGCUGGUAGCGUAGCGGGUGUUCGCGACUGGGAAUGGGGAGGAUGCUCGGACAAUAUCGGAUUUGGCUUUAAAUUCUCACGUGAUUUUGUGGACACUGGAGAACGGGGACGCAAUCUGAGAGAAAAAAUGAAUUUGCAUAAUAAUGAAGCUGGUCGCAAUCACGUUCAAUCAGAAAUGCGACAGGAGUGUAAGUGUCAUGGUAUGUCUGGUUCCUGCACUGUUAAAACUUGUUGGAUGCGUCUCUCGAAUUUCCGGGUAAUUGGUGAUAACUUAAAGGAUCGUUUUGAUGGCGCUUCCCGUGUUAUGAUGACUAACAGUUUGCGGCAAAAUCGAAAUUCUCUACAAAGUAGUUCAGCAAACACAAAUACCAUUGGAAUAUCUGGUCCUGCCAUAAGUCCUAAUGCAGCCAGCCCGAAUGCUUUUAGUGCUGAUCGCAUGUUAAACGAUCACACUCCUGAUCAUAUAUUAAAAACUUAUUCAAGCAAACCUCCAUCGAAUACCAUAAAUAGCUCAAAUAGUUUGCCCCGAAGUUUGGUCAGAAACCGUGUUCGUCAGAGGAAAAAGAACAACAGAUACAAUUUUCAAUUGAAACCACAGAAUCCCGAACACAAAGCACCUGGUCCUAAAGACAUUGUUUACCUAGAACAAUCACCAAGUUUUUGCGAGAAAAAUCUUCGCUUAGGUAUUCAAGGAACUCAUGGACGUCAAUGCAAUGAUACAUCGAUCGGAGUUGAUGGUUGUGAUUUGAUGUGCUGUGGUCGUGGCUAUCGUACACAAGUCAUUGAUGUCAUCGAACGCUGUGCAUGCACAUUUCACUGGUGUUGUGAAGUCAAGUGUAAAACAUGCAGAAUGAAGAAGACAAUACAUACAUGUUUAUAAGUAAUGACGUGAACUUUUCAAAUCACCGCCCGAUACCCAUUCAAAGCUGCCUAUGCCUGAAUAUUUUCUAAAGCAAAAUUCAAAC